Molecule: messenger RNA, 1904 nt
Organism: Mugil cephalus (flathead mullet)
Lineage: Eukaryota; Metazoa; Chordata; Actinopteri; Mugiliformes; Mugilidae
Gene: fgb
Product: fibrinogen beta chain
Exons: 12
Coding region: 88-1569 (493 amino acids)
Biological process (GO): protein polymerization; platelet activation; blood coagulation
Cellular component (GO): fibrinogen complex
Molecular function (GO): signaling receptor binding
Source: RefSeq, a predicted model, not a curated record
ACCUGAGUUCAGAGGCAGAAAACGAAGCGAAGAGCUGUGGAGCGACGGACUUAACACUGAGAACAUUCGCCUCCUUGACAGUAGACAAUGAAGACGCUGCUGUUGCUGUAUCUGUGUGCGUAUUUCGCCUGGGCUCAAGAUAAUCUGGAAUAUGAUGACUAUGACACAGAUGCUGUGAGUUCACCUGCAAAGAAUGGAACAGUGAGUGUAGACGCUCGUGGUCACCGCCCGGUAACAAGGGGCAGGGAUUCCUACACUCUCAACAGAUAUGCUCCUCCUCCCAUUAGCGGUGGCAGCAGGUAUCGAGGCCGACCAACGGUGGCUCCAGUGGGGGGGCGUCAGGUGGAGGAGAAGGUGGAGCAGCCUGAUGAAGGAGGAUGCACACAUGCUUCAGAUGAACUGGGGGUGUUGUGUCCCACUGGCUGUGAGCUGAAGACCGCACUGCUGAAACAAGAGAGGAGCGUCAAGACGAGUAUCAGGGAACUCAAGCCUCAGGUGGAGGAAUUGUCCCGAUCUUCCAACACCGUCUACAACUACGUCCACGGCAUGUCAAGCUCUCUGAGGGAGAGACAAAGAGUGUUUGACGACAAUAGCAGGGUGGUGAGUCAGUACACUGAUCAAGUGGAGGAGCAACACGCCUACAUCAAGGAGACGGUGGACACGGUUUUCCCUUCCAACAUCCGAGUGCUGCAGGGAGUUCUGGACAAGAUCAGGCAGAAGAUCCAGAAGCUGGAGAAGGCCAUCCAGACCCAGAGGGAAGGCUGCGUUGAGCCGUGCAAGACCAAAUGUCCCAUACCAGUGGUAUCUGGUAAGGAGUGUGAAGACAUCUACCGUCGUGGAGGAAGAGACUCCCAGAUGUAUCUGGUCCAGCCUGAUGCCUUCUACCCUCCGUACAAGGUCUUCUGCGAUCAGACCACUCAGAACGGAGGAUGGCUCCUCAUCCAGAGCAGGUUGGACGGCAGCGUUGACUUCGGCAGACGAUGGGACGACUAUCGCCGCGGAUUCGGUAACAUCGCUUUCGAUGCUGGAAAGGGUCACUGUGAGACUCCUGGUGAGUACUGGCUGGGCAACGACCGCAUCAGUCAGCUGACCAAGAUGGGUCCCACGGAGGUUCUCAUUGAGAUGCAGGACUGGACAGGGGCAAAGGUCCACGCUCAGUACAGCCAGUUCACCAUCCAGUCAGAGGCGUCCAACUAUGUGAUGGCUGUCGACGGUUACUCUGGCAAUGCCGGCAACGGUUUCUUGGAAGGUUCUUUGGAGCUCUUUGGUGAAAACCGCACCAUGACCAUUCACAAUGGCAUGAUGUUCAGCACAUAUGACAGAGACAAUGACAACUGGAGCCCUGGUGAUCCUUCUAAACAAUGCUCGAGGGAGGAUGGAGGCGGUUGGUGGUACAACCGCUGCCACUCAGCCAACCCCAAUGGCCGUUACUAUAUUGGCGGAGCUUACACGCCUCAAAUGGCCAAACACGGAACAGAUGACGGUGUGGUGUGGAUGAACUGGAAGGGGAGCUGGUAUUCACUCAAAGCCAUCAGCAUGAAGAUCAGGCCUUUCUUUGCCUCCAGAUAAUCAUGUCGCCACAUGCGUCGACUCAGAGGAAACUGCCAAAACAAAAGAAACAGCAAAGAGUUCCAAUGUGGACUUUGUUUGGAGGACAUAAGUAUUUAUGAUGCACCAUAGGGAAGUUAUUCUCCUCUCUGGCUGUAACUUGUAUGUUCAUGGACACACCUACACACUCAUCUAACACUGAGCGUGAACACAUGGUGUGAGACCGAAAACAAAUCGAAGAAAGGCAGGAAAAUAUAUAAAAUAAAAUCUGCUUGAUGUUAGAAAAAUACAUAACACUGGUGAGUCGAUACAAACUGUCCUCUGUUACACAAUAAACACACCAUGGAACAAAUCUA